UCCAACGAAAAAGGGGACAUGUCCAAGGUAAAGGUUGUCGCCAUGUAACUUCCCGAAUCCUGCGUGAACUAAAACCAGAAAUUGACGCAUAAUCGACGCGAAUUGUGAACCGAAGGAGAAAGAAGAAGGAGAGGAAGACGAUCGAUUGGCUGCCAAGAUGGAGAAGAAGCAGAAGGACCAUGGUGGUGUUCUCAUCACCAUCUACGUUGCACCAACAAAAAUGAACAAGCCAAGACAAACGAAUGGCCGGCAUCGCAAACCGAAAUGGAGAAAGCCGACGUCGGCCGUCGGAUACAAUCGAAGGGCCGAGCUGCUUGCCUACACGCAGCGGCUGAGGAGAAGCGGGCAGAUGGCAAGAACAAGAAGCAAAUCGCUCAAUGCAACGAAAAGGCUGAGGAGGGAAAAAAGGAAUGCACCCAAUAUGGGAGAGAGGAGGAAAUGGGGAACGAAGAUCAGGGGUUUGUUUUGCCUUCCUAGAAGAUCAAGGAGAUAUCAGCAGAUGGCAGACCCUGAAAAAGUAGGGAUCUUUGCAAACCUUAAUCUCUAUUUGAGACCACUGAGGUGCCUUAUCAAACAGAUACGAGCAACCUGCACUUGCAAAGGAACGUAAGAGACUCAAUGGAUUUUUUCUAAGUGAAACGCCUCACAGCUUCCUGGGUGAAGCCAGAGAUCUGUAAACUAGAUGCAAAUGGAGGACAUGUAAGUAGACGUACUUGCACCGGCGGCAAAGGCAUCGAUCGGAAAGUGGAAACGGCCUGCAAGUAGUAGUGGAAGCUACAAUAAAAUAGUGGCCGUUCUAUUUCUACGGGGUUUCUUAGGAAUGGAGUCGAAGGAGGGCCAGUUCGACCUAGACUCAGGUGCAUUGGUAGCCAUUUUAACCUGUGUGGCUCCACCAUUGCAUGGGAUGUUUGUUCAAAUUAAUUAGUGGACGAGAAUUAUUCCAAACCUUCAAUUCAUGUAUUUUCAUUACUUUUUCUUUCAUCUGUAAGUACUGCAGACAAUAUUUUUUAUUUUCUGUAAUCGGGGGGGGAAUUUCUCGACAGUUAGAUU
Molecule: messenger RNA, 1050 nt
Organism: Nymphaea colorata (pocket water lily)
Lineage: Eukaryota; Viridiplantae; Streptophyta; Magnoliopsida; Nymphaeales; Nymphaeaceae
Exons: 3
Coding region: 158-610 (150 amino acids)
Source: RefSeq, a predicted model, not a curated record